Molecule: messenger RNA, 273 nt
Organism: Clunio marinus
Lineage: Eukaryota; Metazoa; Arthropoda; Insecta; Diptera; Chironomidae
Source: the annotation of a GenBank genome assembly
AUGAUUCAAAACUUCAAUCAAACUUGCUGGGGCAAUAAUGGACUGAUGACUCGAUUGCUUCAACUCUUAUGUAAUGCAACAAAGACAAGCGAAAUGAUCGAAAAAGGAAAUUGUCAUGGUUUCAAUGCGCUGCCAAUUGACGUUUUCUAUCCCAUAAGAGUAAUUAAAUUUCCAAAAUUAUUUCUAAAUUCAACUGUGAAAGCUGCAAUGGAGAGCAUGAAAUACUCUUACUUUAUUCAUACAUGGAGCGCUGUAUCGAAGAAAUUUCUAUGA